This is a messenger RNA of Cuscuta campestris, 1090 nucleotides long. NCBI's taxonomy places the organism in Eukaryota, Viridiplantae, Streptophyta, Magnoliopsida, Solanales, Convolvulaceae. The record is from the annotation of a GenBank genome assembly.
CUCCUCCCUAUUUUGCUUCAUUCUUUCUCCUUUCCCUUCAACCAAACCAAAGAAAAAGAUCAAAAGAGAACCGCCGCAUGGCAUACAGAGUCGAGAGGUAGCGAUUGAAGCAUCGAUUUUUAAGUGUUGUAGAGAAUAUGGGCAGUGUUCUGAGUAAGGCUGGCGAUGGCAUUGGAAAUGCAUUUGCGGCUCCUUUCAAGGCCGUUCUACAAGGAUCUUGCGACGACGUGUGCGCCGGAGUUUGGGAUGUCUCAUGCUUCAUCACUCACCUCUGCGUGUCCGAUUUGAUGAAGUUGUUCAUGAUCCUGAUUCUAUGUUACAUAACUUUGUUGUUCUUCUACAUGUUCUUCAAACUGGGGAUAUGCCAAUGCUUAGGGAGGACUAUCUGCGGAGUGUAUUGCUCAACUUGUAAGGCGUACUGGUCUGCAAUGGGGUGUUUGGCAUGUUUCCUCUGGCAUAAACUCACACACGUCGAGCGCGUAAACAGGCGGCACCACCGCCGGCACCGCUUCCUCGACAUCGAAUCCGGCGACGAUUCCACCUUUGGCGGCUCUUUUGCCGCCAACGGUGGAGUCAGCGUCUCUGAACGUUGCCGACAAAGCCGCCGCUGCCAACGCCGCCUUUAUAUGGGCGGAGGAGAAAUUGGGGUUCGGGUUCAUGGGAGGCGUGUGGGGUCAACGAGGAGGAAGAAGAAGUUAAGAGAUCAUCAUCGUCGUCGUCGUCAUCAUGGUGGGAGAAAGGACAUUGUUGUUCUUGGCCCAAAGAUGGCAUCUUUCAAAAGAAGACGCGUUGUUGCAUAAUAGGAGCGAUGCCCAUAACAAUGUGCAAUUUUGUACAUGUUUUUUCUUUUACAUGUUGAAUGAAAUUUGCUAGGACUAAUAGUUUAGUUUAUCACCAAAGGAAAUUAGGGGCCACUGCAUCUUUUUUAUGUCUUGUGUCACUAAUAUUUAUGUAUAUAUUUGUGUCACUAAUUUUAUUGAUAUAUUUGUGUCACUAUACAAUGAUGUGGGUCCAAAUCUUACAUAAACUAGUUUUUUGUGCCAAUUAUUGUCUGAUUUUCUAUUCAUUUUAAUGAAGUGAAAAAUACUAU